This is a messenger RNA of Xenopus laevis (African clawed frog), 3616 nucleotides long. It is a transcript of the gene cd86.S, whose product is annotated as T-lymphocyte activation antigen CD86 S homeolog. Gene Ontology annotation, biological process: regulation of immune system process; cellular response to lipopolysaccharide; T cell costimulation. The coding region runs from base 259 to 1224 and encodes 321 amino acids. The transcript is spliced from 8 exons. Gene Ontology annotation, cellular component: plasma membrane; external side of plasma membrane. The record is from RefSeq and is a predicted model, not a curated record. NCBI's taxonomy places the organism in Eukaryota, Metazoa, Chordata, Amphibia, Anura, Pipidae.
UUCACAGUUAUUAAAGAGGAAGCUCCUCCACCCACGCCCACUGUGACUCCAAAUGUCACUCGCUGACUGCCACUUCCUGCACUUGCUCUGGAUUUUCCUUACAAAACUCAGGAGCAAAAUCUUUGAGCUCUCAUUUUCACCAACGCUGCCACCCCGACUGGACUCGUCCUUUGCCCCCUGGCUGACUUUACCCCCCCAGGACUACAAUAACUAUAUUGCCUAUAAGGAUAAAUAGAAUACGGCUACCGGACUCUGAAAAUGAUGCGGCCCGUACAUAUUUUCCUUUAUCUGAUCUUUCUGACAUCAUGCACACAGGGUAUGACUGAGAGUUCUGGCAGGGGAAAAGUCCUUUAUGGUGGGACUGCCAAACUGAUGUGUUCUCCCUCUACAAACCUGAGCCUCCGAAAGGCAACAUUUCACUGGCAAAAGCAAAGGAACGAAGCUGAGCCCGUUUUUGAUAUGAAUGAUGGUUUCGAAGAGUCGCGGCACGUUGGGGAGAAGUACAAAAAUCGCACUAAGAAUGAAAACUGGGAUUUGUACCUGUACAACGUUACCAUCGAGGAUGAAGGACAGUACGAGUGCUACAUUACAAUAAAACAACCAUGGCGAAAACAUGUCCAUAAAUGUUCGUUCUACCUGAAAGUCAUUGCCAACUUUACUCCUACUGAAUCCCAUUCUCCUCCAAUACACAACAUGACACAAGGAGAAAACCAAACCCUGGAAUGUUCUUUAGCAGGGGGUUAUCCAAAGCCACGUGGGCUGAUGUGGACAGUGUUCAACAGCAGUGGAACCUUUACAAUGAAGGAGAAUGGCACUAUUUUUGAAGAUGCUCAAACCAGAUUAUACAACAUUUCCAGCAGAUUGUUCGUCCUGAUAGAUGGAAAUACCACCAUCUCCUGCGUGAUUCUGCAGGGAGAUCAGAACAGCGAUAUCUAUAAUUUCAAUAUUAUAGUAGUUCCAGAAAACAUUUCUACAACAGUCCCACCUGUAGUCCUACGUCCCUUUAUGGAAGUCUCUCUAUGCAUAACUACUGGCUUAGUUAUAAUAAUCUUAAUGGUGACCAUACUUGUGAAGUUUCUAAAGAAAAAGAGAAGGAGAACCUGUUGCACAGACGCCUGUAAAUGCCACACUCCUGUACGGCAGGCAGAGGAAAACACAGAAGAGACACUUCAUCAGGAGGAAGCAAUGGAGCUUGUCAAUGAAGGCCACCAGAAUGGAUCAUGAUAUUCUUCUACCUUGUAAAGUCCUUGUGUUUCCCAUGUUCUGACUGCGUAUCAGAAACAACCCUGAUCAGAAACAACCCUGCGAGUGGAUAAAUCCCCAGCAAUAUCUUCUUAAGGAACUGAAAUUUGCUGCACUAGGCUCUUCUUGAAAUUAUAUAUUUAGUAUUUCUUCUGAAAAGUUUCACAUAGCAGAGAACUGAAAUCAUGGCAACAAAAAAAAAACAAACAAAACAACAAUUCAGCUUCAUGAAACCAAAGUAUUGUUAGGAUACAUUUCGAGAUUAAAAAAAAAAAAAAAAAGUUGGGUUGUGAAAACUUUUGGUAUCAAACUUCAACAUUAAAAACUUAUUUUUUUUAGGAGAGAUGUUGGUAUGGCCAAGUUGCAUUAAAGAAAACUGAGAGCGUUGUUGUUGUGUUUGGCACCACAAACUCUCAGCAAAGCCAGAAGCUGAGGUGUGUUUAAGCUUGUUGAAGAGAACUAUGAAGACAUCUUCAGCAUAUUGCUGGAUAUCUCAGGGCUCACAUUUAUACUUUUACUAUACAGAAAUGUAAUAACCUAGUUCUCAAAAUUGUGCAACUUUAUUAACAUCUUUAUUAAAAAGAAUGUGAGGAAUGGUUCAACCAAGGAAGGGAAUAUAGUCACCUCAUAUGUAGGGUCAAAGAGCUGUUUCUUAGGAGGCUUGUGGCUACAGUAUGAGACCAGGAGCAUCAUCUAUGGAUUCAAAAUGCCUCAGCCUGACUUACCAUGUGGUGGUAAAUGUCCCUCCCAAAGUCAGUUUAAAUGCUACAUUUUUCUACUUAAUUAUGCUUAUAUGCAAAUAUCAAUGGUGUCAUAAUUCAUCUCAUUUGCCUAUGGACUAUUUUCCUGUGUUACCUGACUCUUCCAAGUUGACUAGCUAUGCAUCCAAUGAGGAUAAGAAUACAAUACCAAGGUCCAUGGAAAAACUAUAAGUUUUGGCCAGACAGCCUGAGCUUCACUAAAGCUUGACACCUUCUUAGAAGCUACUACUUCAGCAAAUACAAAGGGAAAUUUAAAAAUUGGAAAUCAUCAAGCAACACCAGAGUACUACGCAAAGGACUUCUGUUACAGUUUUUGUCGUUGUGGAAAAAAGGGAUCUGUAAACUGUGACAAUUCAACUUUUUCUUGAUUAUGACACCCAUUACCCUCAAGUAUCUACUGAAUUUACUGCCUGCUACGAUACAGCCUAAACAUCUCUAUACAGGGACUGCAGAAUCUGUUAGAACCAAGAUGUUCAACAUGGUGGCCUUCUGAACUUUUUUUUCUGAACAAAAAUGAUAGUCUGGAUAACCGCCAGGUUGCACAGCCCUUCAAAGCUGGUGCAUAGUGCACAUUACUGCUAUAAAUUCAUAUUUCAAGCCAUUCUACGGUGCCAUGACCAUUACUCUAGUUAAAGUAAAUGUAAACCCUCAACACAAAUGAAUUAUAAUAUAUAAUUCAUCAAAGUGGUCUUUUAAGCAAUUUUAAAAUAUUAAUUUUUUUAAAAAAAUUCAAAGAGAUAAGCAAUAUAUUGAAACCACUGUGCCAUCUGCUCAUCAGUUCUUCUGACCAUCCUGAUAGUCAGGUGAAAAAUAUCAGAAGAAGAAGAGCAGAGUCUUCUGAUGUUGCUCUUUUUACAAAAGAGUAGAGAAGAGUCAAUUGAUAUUUCAUCUUUUCUGAAGGCUCUUCUGCAUCUGAAGUGUUCUCCCACCUGGGAAGAACUGACCAAUAACCGAUGGUGCUGUUCUCUCAAAUUCAUUAGAUUGCCCAUGUUGAAAUGACUAAUUUGAACACUUUUAAAAAAGCAAGUAUGCCAAUUUUGGAUUCAUUUGCUUUGAGGGUUUACAUGUCCUUUAAUUUAUUGUUCUUUUUCAUACAGAUAGCUUUGGCAGUUAUACAAAUUUUGCAUAUCAUUUUCUGCAUUUAUUUAUGUUUAUAUUAGGUAAUUUUCUAAAAUUUAAAUUUUUUCAAGUUUUUUUUUUUUAUUACUUGCACCUUAAGUCAUAUAAGUCAGUUAAUCAUGUGUAGGUAUGAACUCAUCUGUCAUCUCAGGGGUAAGGGUACCUUCUGUUCCUUUCUGUCUCUAGACAGGUCCAAUCACUGUAAAGGAUGCUCUGGUUUCUGUUGAUGCACUUUCUAGAUGUAAGAGGCCCUUAUUACUCAUACUAACUAAUGUGAUACUCCGCAUGCAGCAUACUGUAAAUAGGGUAAGAAAAGGGCUGACUUUCACAAGGCCCUUGCACAGUAACUAAACCCAGCUGGGUAAUUUUACAAAAACAGAGAAGCACCCAUUAUUCUUACUUUGCAUGGUGUUUGGUUAGACAGGUAUGGAAUCCGUUAUCUGGAAACCCAUUAUCUAGAAAGCUCCAUAUUACAGAAAGACAGUCUCCCCUAG